This is a messenger RNA of Psammomys obesus (fat sand rat), 1534 nucleotides long. RefSeq names its product NADH:ubiquinone oxidoreductase subunit V3 (gene Ndufv3). The record is from RefSeq and is a predicted model, not a curated record. Gene Ontology annotation, biological process: mitochondrial ATP synthesis coupled electron transport. The transcript has 4 exons. Gene Ontology annotation, cellular component: mitochondrion. NCBI's taxonomy places the organism in Eukaryota, Metazoa, Chordata, Mammalia, Rodentia, Muridae. The coding region runs from base 57 to 1466 and encodes 469 amino acids.
CGUGAGCAUGCGCAGUCAGGUAAUUAGGUGCGACCUCGGCGUUCGGCUUCUGAACCAUGGCGGUGUCUCUCCUGCUGCGGGGAGGACGAAUCUGGGCGCUGAAGGCUGUGCUCCUGGAGGCCAGGGUGCCCCAAGAACUGGCUUCUGCUGUGGCCCUCUCUACAGAGUCAGGGACGAAUGAAACGGGAAUACAAUCAAAUCCCAAGAAGCGAAGUGCAGCCACAGAUGUGGUGGGAGCAGAGGAGAGAGGCAAGCCCCUAGCCACUCACACAGCAGCCGCACUGGCCAAAAGCACGUCUCCACCCAGUUCUUACCCAUCGGUGGAGAACACAGGUGGGGCCGUAGCCGGCCCACACCCCAGUGGCAGCCUGCUGCGCACAGAUGACGGGCUUCUGAAGCGUUUGUCAAGAAAGACUCUGGUAGAGUUUCCUCAGAAAGUUCUGUCUCCUCCACCCUGGGCCCAGGGUCCUGAUUCAGAGGCUCGGCGGCAUGUGCAGAAGGUGACAGAUGACUCGUCCUCAUCCAGCUCCUCAGAUUCAGACUCUGAUGAGGAACGUGACUCAGACGUUGGUCACCGAGUGGCAAGUCAAGGCAAGGCAGGGUCUUCCAAACCAAAGGCUUCCCGUCCCUUCGAAAACGGAACCCCUAAGAUCACAGUUUCUGCAAAAGAGAAAGGCAAGGUGCAAAAGCCACACACAGGUGACACCUCCCAAGAGAAGUCCCUGCAGCUGAAAAAGAAAGGGACUGUCGCCAAGCCUGCAGAAGACCUCAAAAAAGCCAGGUCCAAGCCCACGGCAUCCAGUUCACGGUCUAAUGAGAUUUUGGAGCAAAACCUGAAGGAAGAACACCAGCAGGGGAAACCGAGACCAAGGGAGACAGGGAAGGAAAGCCCAAAGCCACUCGAAGCUGAAAGAAUCUUAUCCGACCACACAAAAGCCAGGCGAUCUGCACAGCUCACUAGUGGCCCAGUGCCCACAGCGAGAACACAAGAGGCCAGUGCAGGACAGCGGCCAGCUGCCGCCCCACUGGCCAAAGCCGGACAUCCGGGACCGGAAGUGCCAGAGCCCACGGGGAAGGCUGCUCCUCUGGUCAGAAAAAGCCUGGAGAAGCAGGUACCAGAAGGAUGCUCAGAGGCCGAGGAGAGCUUGGAGGAUCAGAAACUAGUUCUGAAGAAGACAGUUCCUGUUCAGAAGAAAGAUACCUUCGAAGAGAAAGCAGGACCACAGCUGGAGGGGAGGUUCCAGGCCGAAGUUGGCGAAGCCACACCCACUGAUGCAGGCCCACCCCAGGAAGUCCCAGGCGACACUCAGGAGCCCACUCCAGCCCCUGAGCCGAUGGACAUGACCACCUACAAGAACCUGCAGCAUCAUGACUACCACAUCUACACCUUCCUCGACCUGAACCUGGACCUCUCCAAGUUCAGGAUGCCACAGCCCUCCUCAGGGCGAGAGUCGCCUCGGCACUGAGCUCAGCUCAGGGCAGCCCCAUGUCAGCCCAUGAAUUCUUGCCUGUAAGAAUAAAAGCCAGUCACAAA